Messenger RNA from Neltuma alba, 669 nucleotides. RefSeq lists its product as uncharacterized. Bases 1 to 669 code for a protein of 222 amino acids. The record is from RefSeq and is a predicted model, not a curated record. The transcript has 2 exons. NCBI's taxonomy places the organism in Eukaryota, Viridiplantae, Streptophyta, Magnoliopsida, Fabales, Fabaceae.
AUGGAUUGUGAUUGCUUGAUGGGAUUAUACCUUAUGGUGGAUUGGUAUGUUGUAGUUGAGUUUAGCACAGGAAAAGUUAUGGCUUGUUGUAGCAGCGACUCCGGGGAAAUGCAGUGGAUUGUUAAAUUCGGGAAACACCACCCUCCAGCCUUUGAGGGGACAUUUGAUAUCCAAGUGGCUGAGGAUUGGAUAAAUCGGCUAGAAAAGAUCUUUGCCAUAUUGGAAUGUCCAUCUAAGAGGAAGGCUCAUAUGGUGAUAUACAAGCUAGAAGGAGAGGCAAACAGAUGGUGGAGGAAAAAAAAACUAGUCCUCCAAGCAAAUGUAACUCCCAUCACCCAGGAGGUUUCCAAAGAAAAAUUCUUUUUGAAAUACUUUCCUCAAUCUGUUAGAGAUGAAAAGGAAGCGAAAUUCCUUAUGAUUAAGAAGACAGUAAAUAAGCCUUUUGAUGAGUACUUGGCCAGGUACAUUAAGUUAUCCAGGUACUCCACAUAUCUCUGGCACAUGAAUGAUGAGCUUUGGUUUACAGAGAAAAUAAUCAUAGGGUUGAAGCCCGAGUUGAGAGAAAAGGUGGCCCCGUGGCAGUUGGAAGUGUUUAACAAUAUAGUGGAAGUCUGCCGUAUCACUGAGAACGGUCAGAAUCACAUAGAACUAGCUAAGGCAACCCCAUAA